Prionailurus viverrinus (fishing cat) is the source of this 1680-nucleotide messenger RNA. It is a transcript of the gene HSF4, whose product is annotated as heat shock transcription factor 4. Bases 16 to 1554 code for a protein of 512 amino acids. Gene Ontology annotation, molecular function: DNA-binding transcription factor activity; sequence-specific DNA binding. The record is from RefSeq and is a predicted model, not a curated record. Gene Ontology annotation, biological process: regulation of DNA-templated transcription. The transcript is spliced from 13 exons. Lineage: Eukaryota; Metazoa; Chordata; Mammalia; Carnivora; Felidae.
GGCCGAGACUGCGCCAUGCAGGAAGCGCCAGCAGCGCUGCCCACGGAGCCGGGCCCCAGCCCCGUGCCUGCCUUCCUCGGCAAGCUGUGGGCGCUGGUGGGUGACCCGGGGACCGACCAUCUGAUCCGCUGGAGCCCGAGCGGGACCAGUUUCCUCGUAAGCGACCAGAGCCGCUUCGCCAAGGAAGUGCUGCCCCAAUACUUCAAACACAGCAACAUGGCGAGCUUUGUGCGGCAACUCAACAUGUACGGUUUUCGGAAGGUGGUGAGCAUCGAGCAGGGCGGCCUGCUGAGGCCAGAGCGCGACCACGUCGAAUUCCAGCACCCGAGCUUCGUACGCGGCCGAGAGCAACUACUGGAACGCGUGCGGCGCAAGGUGCCUGCGCUGCGCAGCGACGACGGCCGCUGGCGCCCCGAGGACUUGGGCCGGCUGCUGGGCGAGGUGCAGGCUUUGCGGGGAGUGCAGGAGAGCACCGAGGCGCGGCUGCGGGAGCUCAGGCAGCAGAACGAGAUCUUAUGGAGGGAGGUGGUGACUUUACGGCAGAGCCAUGGUCAGCAGCACCGGGUCAUUGGCAAGCUGAUCCAGUGCCUCUUCGGGCCACUUCAGACAGGGCCCAGCAACGCAGGAGCUAAGAGAAAGCUGUCCCUGAUGCUGGAUGAGGGGAGCUCAUGCCCAACAGCAGCCAAAUUCAGUGCCUGCCCCCUACCUGGUGCCCUCCUGCAGGAUCCCUACUUUAUCCAGUCGCCCCUCCCAGAGACCACCUUGGGCCUCACCAGCUCUCACAGGGCCAGGGGCCCUAUCAUUUCUGACAUCCAUGAAGACUCUCCAUCCCCUGAUGGGACCAGGCUUUCUCCUUCCAGUGGUGGCAGGAGGGAGAAGGGCCUGGCACUGCUCAAAGAAGAGCCGGCCAGUCCAGGGGGGGAAGGAGAGGCCGGGCUGGCCCUGGCCCCAAACGAGUGUGACUUCUGCGUGACAGCACCCCCACCGCUGCCUGUGGCUGUGGUGCAGGCCAUCCUGGAAGGGAAAGGGAGCUUCAGCCCUGACGGGCCCAGGAAUGCCCAACAGCCUGAACCAAGAGGUCCCAGGGAGGUACCUGACAGAAUCCUUGGGAAUCUAAUGGGGGUGAACACUGCAGGCCGACAGCAGUUCUCUGUGCACAGGGGAACUCUGGGCCUGGACAGGGGCAUGCGGAGCCCAGAGAAUCUUCUGCCUCCCAUGCUGCUUCGGGCCCCCCCUGAAAGUGUGGAGCCUGCGGGGCCCCUGGAUGUGCUAGGCCCCAGCCACCAAGGGCGAGAAUGGACCCUGAUGGACUUGGACAUGGAGCUGUCCCUGAUGCAGCCAUUGGUUCCAGAGAGGAGUGAGAAUGAGCCGGCAGUCAAGGGGUUAAAUUCUCCAGGGCCAGGGAAGGACUCCACACUUGGGGCACCACUCCUGCUGGAUGUGCAAGCGGCUUUGGGAAGCCCAGCUCUCGGCCUUCCUGGAGCUUUAACGAUUUACAGCGCCCCUGAGAGCCGAGCCUCCUACCUGGGCCCAGGGGCCAAUCCCUCCCCCUGAAACCCGCUCUGCUUUGAAGCCAGCCCUUCUCAGCUUCCUCGUGCCCCCCUAGAAGAGGCUGAUUGAAGACCCUGUUACUUCUCCAUUACUGAACCCUGCACAUAAACUGCAUUUUUUUUUUCUGUG